UGUUAGUUGGCUUGAUUGAUUGUUGUCACCUGCAAUCAACUCACUUUCGCUCUCUUUCUCUAUCUCUCCUGUUCAAACAUCAUAUUGUUUCUACCAAAAUGAUCUGAAGAAAUCCACCCAACUGGGUAAAUCAGAGAAACACCAUGGAUCGGGUGCUUAAAGCUGCUCGAACAUCUGGAUCCCUCAACUUAUCAAAUCGUUCUUUGAGGGAAGUACCCACUGAGGUCUAUCAAAAUUUUGAUGGUGCUAGUGAAGGUGGCAAUUGGUGGGAGAUUGUUGACCUGCAAAAGCUGAUCUUGGCUCAUAAUAACAUUGAAGUAUUGAAAGAAGACCUGAAAAAUUUGCCACUGUUGACUGUGUUAAAUAUAAGCCACAACAAGCUAACCCAACUUCCUGCAGCAAUUGGAGGGCUUCCCUCGCUAAAAGCACUUGAUGUGUCCUUCAAUUUAUUAGCUAACAUACCUGAAGAGAUUGGAUCAGCGGCUUCUUUGGUCAAGCUCGAUUGUUCAAAUAAUCAACUUCUGGAAAUCCCUAGUUCUCUUGGACAAUGUGUUGAGUUAGCAGAGCUGAAGGCUUCAAAUAACUGUAUUGCAGGCUUGCCGGAAGAUUUAGCAUGCUGCACAAAAUUAAUGAAAGUGAAUCUGGAGGGAAACAAGCUCACAGAACUAUCAGAUCCUGUGAUUUCAUCAUGGAGCAAGCUCACAGAAUUUAAUGCCUCAAAAAACCUCUUGAAUGGUAUACCAGAGAGCAUUGGGAGGCUUUCACGUCUUAUUCACCUAGACAUGCAUCAGAACAAAAUUUCAACAAUUCCUCCAGCUAUAAAGGAUUGUUCUUCUCUUGUAGAAUUCUAUAUUGGGAUCAAUUUGCUGUCAUCAUUACCAGCAGAGAUAGGAGAACUUUCUCAGUUAAGCAUACUAGACCUUCACUCAAACCAGUUAACCGAAUAUCCGGUUGAAGCAUGCAAAUUGCAUCUGUCAGUUCUUGAUCUGUCAAACAAUUCAUUAUCAGGCUUGCCUGCGGAAAUUGGCUUGAUGACAAGUUUGAGAAAACUUGUGCUUAUCGGUAAUCCAAUGCGCACCAUUCGAAGUACAUUGGUAUCUGGACCUACGACUGCUUUAUUAAAGUAUCUUAGAAGUAGACUCCCCUCUGCACAAGAGGCUGAAGUAUCAACUCCAACUAAAGAUAACGUGGUCGCUAUGGCAGCUCGAUUGUCUUUGACCUCAAAGGAACUUUCCCUUGGAGGUAUGAACUUGACUACAGUCCCUUCGGAGGUCUGUUCAUCAAACGAAGUUACAAAAGUUGACCUUUCAAGGAAUUCAAUUGAAGAGCUACCUGUUGCGUUGUCGGGCUGUUCUUCGCUUGAGGUUUUGCUUUUAUCCAAGAACAAGAUUAAGGAUUGGCCUGGGGAGGUUUUGAGGUUACUUCCAAAACUUACAUGCGUAAGGCUUGACAGUAAUCCUCUUAGACAGAUUCCAAUGAACGGCUUUGAAGCCGUCUCCCAACUCCAAAUUUUGGACCUAAGUGGUUGUGUGGCUUCCAUACCUGACAGUACGGCCUUUGCUAGCUUACCACAUCUUCAGGAGCUUUACCUCAGACGAGUGCAGUUGCAUGAAGUCCCAUCAGAUAUUUUGAAGUUACAUAAGUUGCAGAUUCUUGACCUAAGUCAAAAUUCCCUCCGUUCCAUUCCAGAGGGAUUCCAAAAUUCAUCAUCCUUGAUUGAGCUAGACCUUUCGGAUAACAGCAUAACAACCCUGCCACCAGAGCUUGGAUUGCUUGAACCUAGCUUACAAGUCCUCAGGCUUGGUGGAAAUCCUUUGAGAAGCAUUCGGAGGACAAUAUUAGACCGGGGAACCAAAGCUGUCCUACAGUACCUGAAAGACAAAAUUUAAGAGCUCCUUCUAUUGAUGGUCUUUCCUGUUUGCUGCUGCUUGCCACUUAUAUGAAACGAAUUGGCAUGGAUUUAUUUGCCACUCUGAGUGGUGGAAGGGUUUCUUUCAUUUGCAUAGUAUAAUGACUAUCAUUAUCUGUAUUAUUUUACUUUUAGGCAAAGGCUCAAAGUCCAGGGCCUGUGUUUGGAAUUUUGGACUUGACUAUCAUGCCUAAAAAGCUGUUUCUAAAAUCUUUAAUUUUUUUACAAAUUUUACUCUGGAUAACUUUUACUAUUAUGGUUUCACUUAACUUUCUGUAUUUUGUUUCCUACUGAAACUGUGAAGCUUCAUGUAACGAAUUUCACUCUGGAUAACUGUCUGUUUAGACUUGAAUCAUACCUAAAAUGUUUUAAGUUUGACAGCCAUUACAAACUUACUACUUCUUUCGCUCCAUAACGAUGUUCCAGUUUAUAUU
This is a messenger RNA of Spinacia oleracea (spinach), 2343 nucleotides long. Its product is annotated as plant intracellular Ras-group-related LRR protein 6. The transcript has 21 exons. Gene Ontology annotation, molecular function: protein binding. The record is from RefSeq and is a predicted model, not a curated record. NCBI's taxonomy places the organism in Eukaryota, Viridiplantae, Streptophyta, Magnoliopsida, Caryophyllales, Amaranthaceae. Gene Ontology annotation, cellular component: cytoplasm. Bases 144 to 1889 code for a protein of 581 amino acids.